AUGUUGCAGUUGCUAUUAUUAAUGUUUGUUAGUUUGCAUGCUAAAGAAACAGUCUUUUAUGAUACUUUUUACGGAGAAGCUAUAAGCCAGGACGCUCUGAAACAACAUAUAAAGCGAAAUACAACAUUUUUUUGCACAAUAGAAAUCGAACCUUGUGAUCCCAAUGAAGGCAGACGUCUAGACGGAUCUUGCAACAAUUUGGAACACCCCUCGAGAGGUGCUGGACGGACGCCUUUCAAGAGGGUACUGCCUCCGCACUACGGGAGAGGAUUUGAACCUAGACUGGCAGAGUCAGGCGAUCCUUUGCCUCAGAGUCGUCACGUGCGCACCACUCUAUUGCCCAGCGGCAUUCGUCCUGACCAUACCUUUACUCAGCUGGCCACUCACUUCUUUGUGUUCAUGGCGUCAGAUGUCGUCAAUGUUCAAGAUACUAUAAACUACAUUCUAUGGAAGCCUUACUGCUGUCUCCCGAAAGGCAAAUCUGAUCCAAUGUGCACCCCCAUAACCAUUCCGAGCGACGACCCGGUAUACAGGUUUUCAGAUUUGCGUUGUCUCAACCUGACUAGACCCAUUAGCUAUCAGUCAAGUGGCUGUUUGAUGAAUGGCACUACGCCAGAACGAGUUAAUGCAGCUACACCUCUCUUUGACUUAUCUAUUGUGUAUGGCAGCACGACGAAAAGUGCUCUAGAAAAAGCUAGACUGUUUUCAGGAGGACUACUGAAGUAUGAGUUGGAAAAUAAUCGUGUGUGGCCUCCAAGGACUCGCAAAUUGCCGAAUCUUUGUUUGCUUAAUGAAGCACCUCAUGAAUCUAGAUGUCACAAUACACCUGAAGACGGAGUAAACACGCUUUUCGGUAUCAAUAUUUUUUCAAUUUGGUUUUGGCGUAACCACAACAGAAUAGCCUCAGAACUAGCAGUAAUAAACCCAUGUUGGAAUGACGAUAAACUUUUUUAUACUGCCCGAGAUAUAAAUAUUGCCACAUCUGUGCAAAUAUUCUACUAUGAAUUUCUGCCAAUAUUGCUUGGUUGGGACAAUUUGAUGAAAGACUCCGUUCUAGCGCCCAACCCAGGGUUCCGAGAUGUUUACAAUAGCAACGUAAUGCCGCAAAUAACUUUGGAGUUCCCUUACAUACUCCGAUGGGCUCAUCUAAUGCAGGAAGGAAGGCUCAAAAUGUACAAUGAAGCCGGAAAUUACUUAAAGCAAAUACCAAUAGUCAAUCUCACAUUACGAACCGGAUAUCUUGCCGUAGAUGAUAACAUAGAUCACAUGACACAGGGCAGCUUUCGACAGGCCAGCGGGAAAGUCGACUAUGUGAUCGAUCCUGACAUGGCCGAUGUUGUACUCGGUGGGCACCAGCGUGCUUCGGACGUUGCUACAAGCGACUUGACUAAAGGAAGAUAUUUUGGUUUUCCUUCUUACUUGAAAUACAGAGAGUAUUGUUCUGGGUCUAGAGAAACCUUUAACAGUUUUGAUGAUUUUUCUGAUUUGAUUGAUGCUGACAAAUUGGAACUCCUUAAAGAUCUAUAUAAAGAUAUAAAUGAUAUCGAACUCAUGGCUGGUAUGUGGGUGGAGAAACCAAUCAGGGGUGGUUAUGCUCCUCCCACGUUCUACUGUUUGAUGGUCGAUCAGCUUAUUAGGAGCAUGAUAUCUGAUAGACACUGGUACGAACGUCCCAAUCGACCAAAUGCCUUUUCUGCAAGGCAACUUCAAGAAAUAAGAAAAGCUACAAUCUCGCAGCUCUUAUGCGACGUUGGUGAUAAAGUGACGCAAAUCCAGCGACAUGGGUUUAUACGCGCUAGUCCUAUUAACAAAAUGGUCACCUGCAAGAACAUCGUAAAAAUGGAUUUGAAAGCCUGGAGAGACCGGGCAUGCGGAUAG
Molecule: messenger RNA, 1878 nt
Organism: Cydia fagiglandana
Lineage: Eukaryota; Metazoa; Arthropoda; Insecta; Lepidoptera; Tortricidae
Product: peroxidase-like
Exons: 12
Coding region: 1-1878 (625 amino acids)
Biological process (GO): response to oxidative stress
Molecular function (GO): peroxidase activity; heme binding
Source: RefSeq, a predicted model, not a curated record